Messenger RNA from Entelurus aequoreus (snake pipefish), 6774 nucleotides. RefSeq lists its product as uncharacterized. The record is from RefSeq and is a predicted model, not a curated record. Gene Ontology annotation, cellular component: nucleoplasm. Lineage: Eukaryota; Metazoa; Chordata; Actinopteri; Syngnathiformes; Syngnathidae. The transcript has 2 exons. Bases 1 to 6444 code for a protein of 2147 amino acids.
AUGGACAGCUGGACUCUUCAAGGGGACAGUUACUCUUUCCUACACAGUGCACCCUGCACUCCAUAUUCCUUGACCCAUCGGGACGGAUCCCCCAACCACGUUGAAAUAUUUGACAUCAUCAGCUCUCCGAUCCAACGCGGUGCCAUCUCAGAGACCACUUGCCUGUGUGACAUAUUUGGGGAUGAUUGUGAGUCACCCUCGCUCUCCAGCAGCCCUGCUGUAGGGGCCAUUGUCCAUUCCCAGACUGAAGCAGAGGGGACAACAGUCGCAUCACCACCACUGGAUGAUCUGAAUGAGUCCUCGGGCUCGUAUCAUACGGCCCCGUGUUCCAGUGAAGGAGAAGAGGGACUUGACGACCAAGUAGAUACGAUUCACAGCCCUCUACUGCAGGGUGAGUCCGGCAAGCCCACCAUUGAGUGCUCUGAACUUUCUAAAGAUAAUAGCUCAAGUUUUGAAUCAAAAGAUAAAUCACUCCUGCCACAGAUUAGUUCUGAAGUUGACACUAUUUUUGGGGAGAGGACACUAUCUCCUGGACACAACAGCUCCUCAAUCUCAUCUUUGUCUUCUUCCUCUGCUGAGACGAGAUGUUCACGUUCAGUAAAUCAUCAAGAACAAGGUAGGCUUACUCCAAGAAAUAAUAAUCCCUCCCACCAAUCACUUACUCAGAGUCCCUCCCUUGCAUCCAUGAACUGCAACAUCGCAUCCUCCCUUGAAUCAGUGAACAUCCAGUCUGAGGUUAGAGAAGCAGGAGUUUCACCUGGGCCCACACCCACUGAUUGUUCUUCUCAAUCUUCAAAUGUAGACUCUACAUCCAACCUUCCAUUUGAUUUUCCUUCACCUGGCUGUACAGAAGGCCAGUCUGAAGAUUCCCUUCAGUUGAAUAAUACACCCUACUCAUUAAAUACUCCAUCAUCAUCUCCCUUCCCUGAACUGGGAGGAAGGGUGUCCCUUCCUGAUCUCAUGAGCAGAGGCUCCACACCUGAUAUACAAAUAGAAAACUCUAUCCAAAACUCUGAGUUGCUUCAAUAUCUCACCAAAGAAAGUACAAUUCCACUUGAAAAUCUAGAUGCAGGUUUGCACGCUGAGUUUGCCAUUGGGUCAAGACCUGCCCCACGAUAUAAGCCCCCCUCCCCUGGUAUUUCAUUCAUCCCAUCUCAUGUGGAGAGUGGUGGUUUGCCUGAAUUAAAGCACACCUCUCCGUCACCUGACCGGUUAGGUGCUCCAUCAAUGAACAAGAGUUGGUCAAGAACUUCCUCCCCUGGAUCCUCCAGGUCUAAGUCAGCAUCUUCUGAAAUCAUCACUGCGGCCUGUUCACCUGUUAUCAGCUAUAGUUUAUCUCCAUCGCCUGGCAUUAGGAGCACAUGUUCUUCCAUUGAGAGUACACACACGGCUCCUUCACCUGAAAUCCGGAUCACAGCAUCCUCACCCGAGGUUAAAAGGAGAGAAUGCAUGUCUGAAGAGCACUCAACACCAGACUCUCUUCUUUUAGAGUCAUCAAGGAGUAACACCUCCUCCCCGCACAUCACAGGGAAUUCUUACUCUGACGGGGACACUUCACUGUUUCCAGAGCUGCGUCGUCUCUCCACACCUGAGCCUGGUAGGACAGAUGUGUCUCCUGACAGACAGAGCCCUGCCUCAAACAGAGCGAAGCAAUUGGAGAGGGAGAAGAGAAUGCAACUGGAAGAGGAGAGAGAAAGGCGAUUAAGGGGGAUAGAGAGAGAAAAGGGGAGGGUGGGGUGGGAGGAGUGGCAUAAAGAUGCCAGUUACAGAGGGGAACAGGUUGAGCUGUCAUUCAAUGCCAAGAAUAGAAACGGGCCCACAAGUCGCAGUACAGCCCCCACAAGCAGAGAGAGUCGUCAGGGACUGCCAACAGUGCAUUCCUAUUCAGAGAGCUUGCCUGCCACUACAGAGCCACAGGAACAGAAAAGUCUGCUUAAACUUGCUUCCCAACAAGACAAGGGUGGUUGUCCGACCGGGCGACUUCAGCCUUCAGCACCGCAAAACAAGAUCAGUGCACGAUCGGUCACAAACAGGCCCGGCCGGAGUUCGAGCUCCAGUAUGGGAAGUGAGUUGGAUGAGGCAGACAAUGAGGUGAAGUGGCUCACAGACGUGGCUUUUCGUAGCCUGUCCAGCCCAGAGGUAGAUUAUCUUGACAUGUACAACUCCAGCCACCGGUCUUCUACCAACAUUUCCCAGCCGUCUACUCAGGAGAGCCCAGCUGGGGUCAGUGGUGUCUGGCCGACUUAUGCUGACUUUAGGGGUUCUGCUUCAAAGCUGGAAAAUGAUGAAUACUUUUUCCAGCAGCAACCUCUGUACCAUUCAGACGGAAUGGGUCCAUCACACCCCUAUGAAAUGGGAAGCUUUGAGUGCAUAGAUGUGGCUGUGGAAAGAGAAGAAUCUAAAAAGAUGAAAAGAGGAGUACCAAAAAGACAAAUCCAGUUAAAGAAAAAGGAAAGUAAGGAUGACAGCAGUGAAAAUAAAAGUCCUGGAAUGCUUGCGAUGGAGAACAGCACUUUGCUUGAGAGGCAUUCCGGAGAGGUAUUUCUGAGACAAUACAGUACACCAGCAGAAGUCCAAGAAUGCUACACUCCUGAACUCUGCCAUGAGCCUGAACACAAUGAAAGAAAAAACAAAUUGCAAAAAUCUGUUUCUCUGGAUGAAACAUCCUCUAAAACCAAGAUGGCCACUUGCCUUAUCAAAAGUAUCUUGUCCAAGAAGAUGCAGGGUGCUGAUAAUCAACCUGAUGAACCUAAUGAGGAGGAAGUAAACACUACUGAGGGCGACCCAGAUUCCAUUCUAUACUCAAACCCCUCUAAAGAUAUUGCUGUGAAAGGAGAACAAAUACAAAGAGAUGACAUGAGGCCAGUAAAGAGUAAUGGAGACCAAUUCAACAUGCAAAGUUCAAUCAGCAGCAACAGAAUUGGUAACUUUUCACAUACUAACCACAAACAAUCGAAUUCUAAAGACAGGAAUACAACCGCACUCCCAUCUGAAAUCAGAUCCCAGUUAAGAGUGCCAUUGGAUAGCUGGCAGUCAAAAAAUGGAGUACAACCUAUAGAUGAAAGAAAAACAUGGCAGGAAAGCGACUCAACAAAUGCCAACACAGGAGAUCCUUCUGUUACUAGAGCCUACAGCACACCGACUAUGAUGACAAGCCUACAACAGGAAUGUGAACACAUAGAAGGCCAUAAACAAGUGCAACAAGGUGAGAGUCGCCAUACACCAAAGGGAACACAGGAGGCUAAACUUAAAAAUGUAGAAAAAAAGAAAGCGUCUCUGAAUGUCUGCCUUACUCCCGAGGCCGAAAAAAAUCUAGAUGCAUCUCCACCAGAUUUCAGACAACUGGAGGAAAAGGUCAAUGUGGAUUUCAAAAUUGAGGAUGACAGGAAUGAGAAUAAUAAAGUAAAGGGCCCCAUCCACAAAGUCAGGGAUGUUAGAAGGCUUGUUAAGAACACAUAUAAUCUGUCAUUCAAGGCAACCAUGUCUGUGUCUCCUUCAGAUAUUAAUGAAGAAAAGAUUGUACAUUUGAAUGAGAUUAAUGAAGACAGAAUAAAUGAGGAUGUGAGCGAAAAUGUGCAAGGAAAGACAGAGGAGAUGCGCGAGGAAACAAAUAAGUGCACAGUGAAGAUGGGAGAGAAACAAAAAGUAGAGGUAAAAGAUAAAAAGCUGCCUAUGCAAAGUGAAGAGAAGUCUCAAUCUCAGUUGCACCCAAUGCAAAUAGAAUGCAAGGCAGUUUGCUGGCGGGAGGGCAAGAAUAAUAUAGUACAAAGCCAUAAAGACUCAGGUGGAAAAAUAUUGGCUUCUGAAGGAGAGCAAACAUGUAAUUCAGAUAUACAACAAGGGAUGCAGGAACCAUCAUCUAAGGGAAGAACAGCCAAGUCCUGGCAACAAACUUCAAAUAUGGAGGCAGAAACCCAUAAAGAGACAGCGAGUGAGGUGGUAAUGAGAUCGGACAAAAAACCUCCCAUGUUAGUAAGUCUCCCCAAACUUACAAGUAAGGAAAGAGAGGUGUCCACUGCAGUUGUGUUAAUUAGGGAUGCAUCCAGACAAGAAAAGACAAGUGCACCACCAACCCAGGAAGAUGUUCACAUUUGUCCCCAGGCCCAAGCUGCCACACCUUCACCUGAGGUCACAGCCACAGGCAGCGCCCCAAGCGCUAGUAGUCACUCAGUGUCCAUGUUGUUAAAGGAGAAAGGCUACCAAGCUGACAUUGGAGCAGUGAUGGGUGACAGCCAGAAUUCUGCUGGAGGAAAAAAGGUCCCACGUAAGCAUAUGAAUUGCUUAGAGAUCCCAUUCCAGACUCCUUCAGAUGUUCAAAAUGAACCCCACAGAGAGAAGACAUUGUCUUCUUCAUCCACCAUGUCCAGCCCUUCAUUUUCAUGCGACCAUGCAGAUAAACCGACCAAGGCCACAGAGGACGAGGUGGGCCCUACCAAGCACAAAAACACAAUCCCACAGGGACCUCCACAGGACUAUAUGCAAACUCCAAACAAACAGAAAGAAACGGAAGACUUUGAAGGAGUAAAAAGACAGGACUCAAAUUUUCCGCCGAGGUCCCCUGUGGUGCGACGAUUCCGACCUCAGCCCAUUGAGGUGAAGUCCCUUUCAAAAGAGACAAUCACAAAACAAGAGAUUACCACCAACAGCCCCAAAAACAACAGAUCACAAACUAUAGAGUUUAAAUCUAUUGCAAAAAAUACUGACAAGCCAAUUGUACCUCCAAAACCGACCUGCAAAUUUAAACCUGCAGAUUUUGGAGCCAAGACAAAUGAAGUGCCUUUCAACAUAAAACCGCAAAGUGAGGAGAGAUCUCGAACAAUUGUAGUGUCAUCUCCUACAAUCUACAGAAAGAUCCCCACUGAGGCCUCUUCAACAUCUAACCAAACAAGAAAACUUGCUGUGUCCACCGUAUCCAGCCUCAAGCCCCUGCCAAGCAAAAUAACAACAGCCAGCAUCUCAAGCCUUGCAAAUCAGUCAGCAACAGAAGCUUCUAGAGACAGAGAUGAGCAGCAGUCCCUUCAGGCGUCACCUGUGCGAUCGGUGCAUGCUACAACUGCAACCUCAGCUCCUGCGCCAAGUGUCACUUCCACUGAGAGUGAUGCAGUUGAAAACCAGGUUCCUGAACUUCCACAUGCAAGCCAGCCAGCUAACACACAUGAAGCAACUCUGUCCACAACCUCAAGCCAUCCCAAACCUCCUGUUGCUGUCUCCACAACAGGAUACAUACAGCAACAAUACCGCAGGUCAUUGUCCAGCGAGCGCGCCCAAAGGACCACUGACAUGCAUUUUUAUGCCUCCGAUGACCCUCCAAGCUAUGAUGAAAGAGAGAGCUUUAGUCCCCUCUUGCCAGAUUUUACCCCCAGAAGAUCAAACCGCUAUCAGAACCCAUCCCACCCUCCUCCGUGUUCCUGUACAGCAGGCUGCCCUCCUCCUCCUCAGCCUGCUCUCCCACCUCUUCCUGCUCCUCCACAUCAUCAUCAUCAUCAUCAUCAUCACCACAGCCCCCACAACCUCACCCCACCCCCUCCACACUCCCCAGGUCAUGUCAUACCUCACCAUGCCCCCCUACGUACCCAUCAGUACAGAGCUGAUCCUCAGCCUGUAAUCUUCCAGCCCAGCUCAUCACCAAAGUCAAGCCCUCUUGGUCCUAACCAUCCGCCCGCCAUUUACCAACCUCUUCACCAGCCUCCCACGUGUCCUCCCAACCCUUCAAUUAUGCCAGUGGAACGUCCAAUGCCCAUUGAACCCCGGCGGCUCCCUCUACACAGAUCUCCCCAGCAGCAGCCGCCAGGCAUGCCUGGUGCUCCAUAUAGUGAUCAUGGGCACAGUCACUCACCUGGCCUGGGUCCCAUUGAUCCCCAGUAUCUGUAUGGGUCUGAGUACGGGGGUGACAGCUCCAGUUUGUACUCAGAGAGCCACUUUGGACAGACACCUCGUAGAGUCCUACUGGAUCCUGAAACAGGGAAGUAUUUUUACAUAGAGGUGCCGAUGCAGCCCUUGAGGAAGAUGUUGUUUGACCCAGAAACCGGCCAGUAUGUGGAAGUUCUCAUCCCCCAGCAAGCCAUGUCUCACUCAGGCGUAUAUCCCUCACCAGCAGCCCCGUACUCAUCCCUCCACAAUCCCAAUAUGUACGGCCCUGCUCCACAAUACAUGCCCUACGCCGCUCACCCUCCACCUGCUCACCCCCAUCCCCAGCCACCCCGAUAUCCCGAAGUCUCUGCUUCAGCAACAAUGCAUCCUAACGGGCCCAGUGGCAGCUACAGGAGUUGUUCUGGUCAGGGGUCCAAGCCAGAACCCCAAAGCCAUCCAUCGCUGGACCAGAGCUACCUGGACGGUAUGUAUUAUGUUCCCACAGGGAUGAACGCAAGCGCCAAUACCACCCCUUCAGUCUACCACCAUAAACAUCCCUCCAGCCUUCCUCCAUCAGGGGGGAAAAGGUCCUGAAAUAGAGGACACAAGCCGUCUUCCUGGAGCCUGUCGGGUUUUAAAUACACACUGUAUAAAGAGGGUGCCUAAUGUUAGCUUGUAAUGUUAUUGGAGUGUUCAUGUCGCUGUUCAAAACGGUUGUUGUUUAUUUGCUGCUGCUGCUACUUGUUAACAAUAUAAUAACAGUGCAGUUAUUUGGAUAAUGAUUUUUAAAAACAUAAAACUCCUACCUUAUACAAUAAUAUUUUGUCAUUUUUUAUACAAAGCAGUACACUCAACAGCCAUGCAGAAGCACUGUUGCUAUUGUGUGUAUACGUUCACGACAAAAUGUGUCCCGGGAAACUUGAA